GAUCCUUGUUGUUUCAACUUCAUUGAAUUAGAAAAGGGUUUUGACUAAAUUCUUGUUUCAUCAUUCUUUUAACGUUUCCUAAUCAACCCUAACUUUGGAUUUUGGUGUUAUCGUUAUGACUUAGAACAUUUUAUUUUCGAUUAAUUCUAUUCCACUGUUCCAGGUUGCUUGUGCAAGAAACUAGCAAUAUUGAUUGGUACAGGUACUCGAAGCUCAGAUUUUAAAAUUGGGUAUUAGUGCUCCUCACAUGCAGGCCUUCGGAAGCUCGAAGGAGAGAGUGAUUCAUCAUUUAUGCUUCCGAAAAAGGGGAAAAGUUGAGAUAUGUCCACCUUUCUAUGUAAAGAGAGAGAAUUCCCCGAGCAUCUGUUUUAUCUUAUUCUUAUCUCGUCGUGAUGAACACUUUUAGAGAGAGAGAGAGAGAGAGAGAAGGAGAAAAGUGGGGCACCAAAGAGACUGCGCAAAGUAAAGAAGCAACACAGAGCGUGUCAUCCCUCCUUGGAUGAAAUUUAUUUCCUUUUUUUCCAAUUGUAUUCGAAUCUAACCUCACUUUCAUGGAGUCAUUUCAUCAUGAAAGUGAAGGCUGAAAAGCGCGUUUCAAUUUGCUCUGCAAUUUCCACCUACUUUCUCUGCAAAGAAUGCUACUCAGUCCUUACUCAAAAGUCUCAAACUCAGGUACGCGUAGAACUAUUUAUUCUUCCCCUACGCUCCUUUUCUUUUUUCUUUCUGGGUUCCUUAUUUUUGGAUCCUUUGUGGAGUUUCCGCUCCCAUUGCGAUUAUUAUUUGAUAUAUUGGUUUCUGAAUCUGCAAUCUCCGAGUAUCUUUGACUCGCUACGCGAUUUAGUCAGUUCGUUUGAUAUUUGGACUUGAAGAAUCUCAGACUCAGAUAAUUUUUUUUAAUAAUGUAAGAUAUUCACCUCCUCUGCUUUUCUGUGGACAAUUCAAAAUAUCGUUGUUUCAGUGUAAUUGCUGUGCCUAUAAUACUUUCUGAUUAAAUGGAAAUGUUGGUGAGCGUGUUCUUUACGGCUCCAAUGAGAACUUCCAUGCACCUUCGCUACAGUUGGUUAGUUAUCAUUUCUACUUAUAGUAGAUCACCUCGGUGGGUGGAGGGCAUUUCACAGGCACAGUUUUAGCAAUUUCGGACCUUUUGCUUUGUAGUUUUAGGGUUUUGGAUUCUGGCUGCUGUGUAGUUGGUUCAUUUAUCAUUUCUUGGUUCGUCUGAUGGUACCCAAAAGGUAUCUUCACGAGGAGAAUGAUGGUUUAGACGUUCAAGUUCAGGAAUCAAAGCGUUGUCAUACACUAUCAACUGUUGUGAGAGAGCUGAUGCAAGGAUUGUCCAUGCAAGAAUUCUAUGCAAAGUUGGAACCUUUUCUGAGAAAUGUGGUGCGAGAGGAGGUGGAACGUGUAAUUUUACCCUAUAUCCAAUCUUCCCCCAGACCUUCCAUUAACCAGAUUGAGGCAUCUGGAUCAAGAGGCUGGCAGUUGCAUUUUAUUGGUACGUUGCCCAGUACGUUUUUCACAAACAGCAAAAUAGAAGCUGAGAAUGGUACACCCAUUCGAAUAGUUAUUUGUGAUGCUAGUUCCAAGAGUUUUAUCACAUCCGGUCCUUUAUCAUCAGUAAAGGUAGAUAUUGUUGUCCUUGACGGUGAUUUUGGCGAACAAGAAGAUUGGACUGCGGAGCAAUUUCAUGCAAGUGUCAUAUGUGAAAGAGAAGGUAAACGACCAUUGCUGACGGGGAAUCUAGUAGUUACACUGAGAGGUGGAGAAGGUUAUCUUGGUGACAUUGCUUUUACAGAUAACUCCAGUUGGAUACGAAGUCGAAAAUUUAGAUUAGGAGCUAGAGUUAACCGAAGUUUCAGUUCUGAAGAAAGAAUUAGAGAAGCAAGAAGUGAAGCUUUUAUUGUAAAAGAUCACCGCGGAGAAUUGUAUAAGAAGCACUACCCUCCAUCCUUUGGUGAUGAAGUAUGGCGUCUGGAAAAGAUUGGAAAAGAUGGUUCCUUUCAUAAUCGGCUUGCUGCUCAUGGAAUUAAAACGGUGCAGGAUUUUCUGCGGUAUCUGAUAACUGACCAAUCCUUUCUACGCAGUAUUUUUGGCAAUGGGAUGUCAAACAAGACCUGGGAUACAAUUGUUGAUCAUGCGAAAACUUGUGUUUUAGAUAAUAAGCUGUACAUGUAUUGUGAUGGUGGGAAACGGGUUGGGCUUCUGUUCAAUUCCAUUUACAAUGUUCUUGGGAUAAUAUUUGAUGGCCACAGCUAUCAGCCGCUGGAUGACCUCACCGCAUCUCAGAUGAUUUGUGUGGAGCGUUUGAAGCAGCAUGCUUACAGAAACAUGAAGGAGAUGAUUGAGAUUGAUGGACCUUUGAAUGAUGGAAAUCUGAGGCAGUUGCCUGUGCCACCAGCUGCCUCCUUGCAAGGAUCAAGCCAGGCUUUGCAGCAUCCCGACUUCCCAAUCAUUCUUCAAGAGCAACUCCCAAUGCAACCAGGCUUCAAUUCUUUGACAAACAUAUCAGCAUCUGUUAUGGAAGGUCAUGGUGAAUUGGAAGAAACUGCUGUGACUCAAGGUCAUCAUUCGGUGCAAGUAUGCACACCAAUCCAAAGGAACAGCUUUAACAUGAAUGAUUCUUGCAUUGGACCUUAUGUGAAGGAUGGAAACGAGUGGGCUCCAGGCGGGCCUUUGGUACCUGCUGUCUCUGCUGGACAUCUAGCAGGUGAUGACAUUUCUCAGGUUCAGUGGCAGGGUUUAUUUCCAGUUGACACAUCAUGGGGGCAGGGGAAUGGAAUGUUUGUGGACUCAAGUGAGGAAGCAAAUAUGGGCUUACUUUCUUCUCUGCCUGAUUUAAGUGUACAAAUUCCUAGGACUUGUAAGCCAAACAUGGGAUGGUUUAAGCUUAGGGCAGCUAUUAAGUGGGGAAUAUCAGUUCGAAGGGAUGUUGCUGCGAGAAGGAGGGCAAGUCUUCCACAGUUUUAUCAGUAUUGUUAAUUACAAGUGAUCAUCUCAAAAUUUAGUCGGUGAGGUUUAUUGUGAUCCUUGUAAUCCAAUUCAAGUGUGGAUGUUCCAUGUGGAGUGAUCAUCUACUAAUAACCCUGAAGUCAGUUUAGAGGGCUAUAUGUUGCUGUCACAUUGGGGGCAGAGCUGCUUGUCAUUGGCCUACCCAAAUUGUCCCUUGCCAUGUGCAUCGAAUGGUCCUGGAAUUGGGGAAUGUGAACAGGGUAUCAGGUUGGUCUAAUUUGGCUCAGUCGCAGAGGUGGGUUAUAUAACCUGGAAAGUGAUGUGAAGUUUUCUUCAUGGGAGUAGAAAACAAAAGCUAUAUCAAUAAAGGGCAGCAUAUGCUACUGGCCUGGGAAUUAGGAUCCAUCUCAAGAGUAUUAUACAGUUUGCAUAAUGGAGGUGUUGGGAGCCACAGUUCUUAGGAUUUCAAGUGAACUAGAACCAGCAUGAAUUGGUUGUGACUUGAUUCCAACUUUUUCUUGUGAAUUUAUUUAUACUGUUGGGAAGAAUUUAAACAGAACUGAAUGGAAGGGUAUUAAGUUACCUGUCAUCCAAGAUUGAUUAAUUAUUAUUAUUAUAUAUAUUUUUUAACCUAUCUAA
Messenger RNA from Macadamia integrifolia, 3585 nucleotides. RefSeq names its product calmodulin-binding protein 60 D-like. Gene Ontology annotation, cellular component: nucleus. Bases 1219 to 2976 code for a protein of 585 amino acids. Gene Ontology annotation, molecular function: DNA-binding transcription factor activity; sequence-specific DNA binding; calmodulin binding. The transcript is spliced from 9 exons. Gene Ontology annotation, biological process: regulation of salicylic acid biosynthetic process. The record is from RefSeq and is a predicted model, not a curated record. Lineage: Eukaryota; Viridiplantae; Streptophyta; Magnoliopsida; Proteales; Proteaceae.